AUGUAUACGAGAUAUAGAUUGGUUUUUGCAAGGAAAGGGGCACGGGUCGAGGAUGGAGUGCUUCAAGAGUUUGUACAAGAGAUCAUCCGAGGGUUUGGAGGUCUUGAUUUGCUGAGCAGGGUUGAUGUAAAAUGCAAUGGAGGAAUUAUUGGUGUUGAGGCCGACGAAGAGGCCUCCAAUGUUGUGCACGGGUCUCUGUUUUUCUGUGGUGAAUAUAAAUCUGUUAAAUGCAGAUUCGAGCAGGUUGAUUAA
This is a messenger RNA of Encephalitozoon romaleae SJ-2008, 252 nucleotides long. RefSeq lists its product as hypothetical. The record is from RefSeq and is a predicted model, not a curated record. Bases 1 to 252 code for a protein of 83 amino acids. The transcript has 2 exons. Lineage: Eukaryota; Fungi; Microsporidia; Unikaryonidae.